AUGGGGGAAAUCCGUCCUGCUGCAGUAUCAGUAAAUUAUAACGAAGCGACAUUUGCUGGCUCCCUUUUCCUUCGAGCGAAGGGAGCGAGUUCUGUCCUUCCGAGUGAGCAAUCACUGUCUCUUCCACGAAAUUUGCUCUCCUUGCAUCCUUCAUCCGGCUUUUCUUCUUCCAUCAGUCCGGCAGCCGGCCGACCACCGUCCUCUAGCCCUUAUUCCUUAAUAGACGAAGGUGCUUGGGCUUCAGACUACGAGGACUCGGAUGAGACUUUGGCAGAGAAUCAUCUGAGAUUAAACGGAUCAAAUAGAGCUCUUUUUGAUGAGGAAAUAAACGGGAGUGCGGUGAGAAGGGCAGACAGACGGCUGUUUUCUCGCGGAGAGGAGAAAGCACCGUUGCUGGAGAGGCUUAGCCUUCAUGGAUAUCAUGGGGCUUCGGCCCUGCAGGUAGGUGGCUCUUCUGAGAAAGAGGAUAAGCAGAGCAGUGAGGCGGAAAGCGAAGCCGAGGAAGAAAAACCCGACGAGGAUGAUAAAGCCAGUGAAGCGGGAAAAUCUACUGAGGAGAGUGAUGAAUCGUCGGCAGGAGAAGACCAGAAAGAGGGAGCGUCACAAGAAAGCGAGCAGGGGCAGGCCGGAGAGCAAUCAGAAGCAGCAGCGGAGAAUAGCAGUAGAGAUGACAGCAGCAGCCCUCAGGCGAAAACAGAGGGGGGCUCGCCGACGAACGAAUCUUACACCGAAAAUCAGGAUAAUGAGGAGGAAAGUAGUGAAACCAAGGCCAGCAAGUCAAACAAUGAAGAAGCCGAACAGGGCACUCAAGCUGAAGCAGAAGAUUCUUCCUCUGAGGCAUCGGCCAGCAGCUCUGAGCGGCCACAUGCUAGGGCUACUGCAGGCGUUCAGGAGGUUACUGCCGCUGUGCCGUCUGAUGAUAAGGACGAGGCAGAGCCUUCCUCCUCGCAGCAAGCAAACACUGUAACAGGGGCUGCUGAAGACGCCAAGGACGAGGAGUCACCAACAAAUAAAACUGCAGCCACAACGGAAGAGCCAGAAGAUCAAAGCUCACCAGUGGCAGAUUCUGGAACAGGGGCUUCCGAAGGGCAGGCACAAGCAGUGAAAAGGAGCGACAUUGAGCAGGUAGAUUUGGCUGCGGAGGCUCCGGACUCUAGAGGGGCAACCCCCUCUGCUGGAAAAUCACAAGUGCAAGAGUUGCAUGCAGGGGAGGCUGCGAUAAAAGCGCAUGACGGGGGAACACCCGAUAGCACAUCUUCGCAGGGAAAAAACGAGACAGCAGCCUCAACAAAAGGCACUGAAGAGCGAGAGCAGUCUUCGUCCCCAGCGCAAAUAGGUGCAACUGAGAGCCAUGACCAAGGUGACUCUACGCGGGGUUCUACGACGCCUGUCGAGGAGAGUCACCUCGAAGGCACCGAGGGUAUUGCAGCCAGCACCGGACAGACUGCAGAGGCCAAGGUCGACAUGCAACAGGGAAAGUGUUACACGGAGAUUGCACUGGAGGCCCUAAAGGAGGAGAACGAGCUCAUCAAGAAAGCAGCAGAAAAUGUCCAUUUUCAGGAUGCAGAUCAGGGGUUCUGUGAUGAAGUUUUUCGGCGGAUCGAUGGGCCUUACUCUCUUGCCGAACUCACUGCGCUGCUGAGGGCUGCGGACGUCGCAAAUUCACGUAGCCGAAAUUUCAGAUAUUGUCGAGCUACAGCGACGAGCAGCCCCCCCAGAGUGCGAGAUGGCGACUCGAUCCUGCAUGCGGCUAUUGCUGCCAGAAAACCACAUGUGACGGAAGUGCUGCUGCAGUUCGGCGCUUUCCCCGAUAUACCCUCCAUCCCCCAAAAUCAGAGGACAACUGACGCCACUUUAUCGCCACUGAGCGCUCUCAACACUUACGAGGCUACAAAUGGCAGGCCGCUGCAUGCAGCGGCGUCGAUUCAGUCUUUGGACAGCAUUGAAUCGGUGGAGCUGCUGAUGCAGUACGGCGCUAAAGUUGACACCAGAGACACCUUGGAGAGGACACCCCUUAUGCUUGCUGCUUACCAUCCAAAGGCUCUAUCAAGCGGGUUCGUCAAGCGCCUACUCCUCGCAGGCGCAGAUGCCAAGGCCACUGAUAAGGCCGGUAUGACUGCUCUGCAUUAUGCGGCGGCUGGUGACAACUGGCCCGUCGUGCGGAUCCUGUUGGACCACGGGGCUGAUCCCUCAGCCCCCGAUGUGCAAGGCAACACCCCGCUGCACUACGCGGCCAUAUUUAACGCCUACACUUCCACCACAAGGCUUCUGGAGACGGCAGAGAUCGGCGUGCAUAUCAAUGCGCCGAACGCCAGAGGAAAGGCCCCAAUUCAUCUAGCAGCUGCACCAGUUUUGUAUCAGGCGGUGCCAAGGUCUAUAGUGCCAGCUCUAGCCCUUGAGGCGCUUCUGCUGCACCACGCGAACCCCAUGGCAAGAGACAAGGAGGGGAACACGCCGCUUCAUCUUGCAGCCACGGGCGGAUAUGUAGAAAUCAUGCGUAGGCUCGUGGACAUGGCCAGUGUCCCUGCUGAAGAGAAGAACGCGGAAGGGCUAACUCCGCUGGCUGCGGUGCAGAAGUCAGGGAAGGGCCCGAGUACGGAUGAGAUCGUUCAUUUCCUGAAGGUUUACAGCGAAAAUAAGAGCUGCAUUGAGCCGCCCCUCGUGCUACACUCAACUCGCAUAUUUUCUGAUACGGUUCUAGGUCCUUACAUGCGCGUGGGCGACACAGUUACUUAUGCAUGCAAUCCCGGCUUUUCAAUGUAUGGGCACCAUACAGUAAUGUGCCAGGAGCGUGAUGGGAAGAUGGAGUUUGUGCCAACCCCGCCAUUAUGUGUAACGAGCAAAGAGCCAUCUGCUGCCUCCCUCUGUGGCACUGCUGCUUCAGUAGUGGCAGUAAAGCUUUUGCAGGACGGCAGAACAGCACUAGAGACCUGA
Molecule: messenger RNA, 2934 nt
Organism: Cyclospora cayetanensis
Lineage: Eukaryota; Apicomplexa; Conoidasida; Eucoccidiorida; Eimeriidae
Product: ankyrin repeat and KH domain-containing protein mask
Exons: 10
Coding region: 1-2934 (977 amino acids)
Molecular function (GO): protein binding
Source: RefSeq, a predicted model, not a curated record